Messenger RNA from Galendromus occidentalis (western predatory mite), 4210 nucleotides. RefSeq lists its product as uncharacterized. The annotation marks the transcript as partial. The transcript is spliced from 3 exons. The record is from RefSeq and is a predicted model, not a curated record. Lineage: Eukaryota; Metazoa; Arthropoda; Arachnida; Mesostigmata; Phytoseiidae.
UUGUCUGUCCGGGAACGCGUUGAAGGCCAUCGCUCAUCUACAACUGAAGGAGGAACUCUACGACACAGCGCUGUCAAUCAUCAAGGAAGAAUACGGAAGUGUGUUUUCGGCACAGUACGCGUACGCCGCUGAUAUCAUCAAGACCUGCUCAACGAAGAACUUCAGGAUCCCAGAUAAGUGGCACGUAGUGGUUCCGUCUCUAUCACAAAGCAUCAAAGCUCUUCAAUCUUCUCUCGAGGGUGGUUUCGCUGGGGCCGCGAUCAUGAUUUUGCCAAUGGUCUUGGAUAACCUACCGAGCUCAGUCAGGGAUUCGUUUCUCCGAGUUCACGAGGUGUCGGAGACCGACGAGGCGGUUAAACAGUUGGAAGCUCUCCUCAAGUUUCUCAGCAAAGAGAGUAGGAUCAGUGCCAAGAGCAAGCCGGGGAACUUCAGCAGAAAAGAAGCCGGGGAUAAUCACGCGUUCUUUGGGAUACAGUCCGCAGGAGAUCACUCAUGCAUCUUCUGUAAUCUAAAUAAUCACUCGUCUGCCAAGUGUAAGAAAGUCUUGACUAACUACGAGAGGGCAGACACCGUGCGGAAUGCAAACGCGUGCGCGAAGUGCCUCCGGAGGAAUCACACAGCUGCAAAAUGCAGGAUAAAGACUAAGUGCAAGCACUGCAGCGGUGCGCACCAUUCGUUGCUCUGCGUAAAAGAGUGUAGUUCGAACGAUGGUCAGACGUCAACGAUGAUGAAUGUCACCGUAUUGGCAACCGGAACGGUCGCUCCCGAACCAGAAGCGAAAGCUCUCAAAGCUACAGUGGUCAAUAGGGAGCAACUCAUCAAUCACACGCUCGGUGGACGAGCGUCAGAAGUUAGGGAAUAUCUGUGUUAUAGGAUCAAUCUCACGAGCAGAUUUGCUCCUCAAGAAUCCAUUCCCGUCGAAUGCCUUGGCAUUCCAGUGAUCACGGACUCAAUCUUCCCUCCAGCUGAGCGGCUGGGCGGAAUCAGCGAAUUCGCAGAUCUCGUUGAGGAUCCCGAAUUCAAGGAGAUUGACAUCCUCCUCGGCACAGAUGACCUGGGUCAAAUAUGGCUCAACGAGUCGCGGUCGGAGGGACGGCUGAUGGCACUGAAAACAAGACUCGGGUGGUUCACCUUCGGAAGAAAGGCGCCGCUCAGUCCGUUCACCAACGUCGUGUGUGCACUCCAGUCGUCGGCGUCAACUCAACAGCAACAACAGUCACUGAAAUCCACCACCGAGGCUCGGGAAAACUCGAAAACAGAACGAGACAUUGAGUUCUUGUUCGAGACUGAGCUACUUGGGGUCGAACCGCCAGCAGAAAACGAAACUGCAGCAGAGAUGCAACGCCUGGAUGAGUUGUUCAAGGCAAACAUCUCGAGGAACAAAGAUGGGAGAUAUCGACUUAAGCUCAUCUUCAACGAAAAUCUCCAGUCGCUAGGCGACAAUGAAAAGAUUGCUAUCAACAGAUUGAACUCGCUCAUUUCGCGGAGUUCCAAAGAAGUUCUCGAGGCGAUCGACGAAGAGAUGGAGAAAUACAUCAAGGAGGGCUAUGCCGAGCUGGCUCCGAAACGGAAGCCGGGAGAAUUCGUGCAUUAUCUACCACUCCAGGUGGUCAAGAAACCCGACCAAGGGUCACCUAGGGGCUUCAAGUUGAGGAUUGUCAAGGAUGCAGGUUGUCGUUCGAAGGAUCUGGCUUCAUUAAACGACGUUCUGAUAACAGGAUACAACCUACUCCAGAACAUUCUCCUCGUGCUCACGAAAUUUCGAGAGUCUCCCAUUGCCGUCGUGGCGGAUGUGGAGAAAGCAUAUCAUCAGUUUGAAAUCGAUCGAUCACACCGAACGUUCCUCAGAUACUACUAUCGGCCCGGAGUCUCAAGAAACGCCGGAGCUCCUAUCAAGGAGUUCUGGUCGAAAAGAUUGGAUUUCGGGACUUCCGCUAGCCCAUGGUUAUACCAAGCAGGCCUCAAAUUCCAUCUGGAUGGCGAGAAGACUCGUCGGCCGUCUGAGACUGAGUUCAUCAAUGAGCUGCAGUUCUCAUGUUACAUGGAUGAUUUGAGUUUCGGUAGUGUUAACCAAGAGACAGCAUUAACAAAGAUACAACGAUGCGUCGAAAUUUUCCGAAGCGGGCACUUCCCGCUGAAGAAAUGGGCUACCAAUUCGGAAGAAGUGGCGGAAGGAAUGAGGCAAGCGUUCUCCGAUGAGACAGUGUCGAUUCGGAGCGCCGAACCAGACUUUCGAUUCCUGGGGAUACGCUGGUGUCAGGUUACGGACGCACUUGGUGUUUUCGUAACCAACGCCAACAGAUGUUUCAACGAUGCGAAACCGAGCAAGCGUUCGCUGCUCUCAGGGUUGGCUCAAAUCUACGAUCCUCUCGGAAUAAUCUGUCCGAUUUCGAUACAUGCCAGAGUGCUGUUUCAAAUGAUGUGGCAGGACAAAGUUCAAUGGGACGAUCGUCUCAACGCAAAACAUCGUGAGCUCUACGGAGAGUUCGUUCCGCAGCUCAAGUCUGCGGAUCGAAUCCUCGUUAGCCGAACAAACGCGAGGAUCGACAGACUCCCCAGGCGGACAGAAAUCCACGCGUUCUCUGAUGCGUCGAAAGUCGCUUACGGGGCGGUCAUAUAUCUCAAGGAGUUCUUCCAGGACGGCGAUCCGGAAAUCAAGUUCCUCAUGGCGAAAGCGAAGGUUGCGCCGAACAAGGCCAAUUGGAAUAUCCAUCGUUUGGAGCUGAUGGCAGCUCUAGUCAGCUGUCGCCUGGUUGAGAAGCUCAGACCGGCACUCGGAAACACAGUCAAAAGGACGGUUUACUGGGUGGAUAAUAGUGCUGUGGUCGGUUGGACGAGGGACAGGCCAUCGGAAUGGCGAACUUUCGUCGCCAACAGGAUCACCGAGAUCCAGAGGUUCUCAACGCCGGAUCAGUGGCGCUAUGUGGCCACGAAGUCCAACCCGGCUGAUUUGCUCAGCAGAGGCAACUCACUGGAGUCGAGGGAAAGUGUCGAGUUCUGGUUGAAUGGACCUUCGUGGCUAAAAGAGCAAAAGUUGCCGGACCCGAUCCGCAUUGGCAAAGAAGAAUUCGCGGAGGCAAUAGCAGAGGCAAAGCAUGGCAACGUCGCAGAAACAGACAUCCUGCAUGUCACGGCUUUGCCAAAGGUGUCGUCGUCUCUGCUCAAGGAGAAGCACUUUUCAUCGUGGCCGAAAGCGGUGAGAUCGCUGGCUUACGUCAGGAGGGUUUUCCAGAAAGCUCGCAAGAGGGAUUUGUCUAUGGACAUUCCCGUUCAGGUCGAGGAAUAUCUUGACGCAGAGAGAGCACUUAUAAGGGAUCUACAGCAAAUGGAUUUCCCGACAGAAGUCGCCAGUGGAGGGAGAAAGCUACCGAAAACGAGCAAGCUUUAUCUCUACAAUCCGAUGGUCGAUGAACAUGGAAUCCUACGUUGUAAGUCAGGAUUGAUCAAGUCCGGUGAUCUGUCGUUCGGUGAAAAAUAUCCGAUAAUCCUCGAUGGGCGGAACUAUUUCACGAAGUUGCUCAUAGCGUGGAUUCACAAAUCAAAAUGUCUCCACUCACCAGGAAUCACCACCAAUCUUCAUCAUAUCCGUGCGGAAUACCUCAUUCUGAGGGAGCGCUUGGUGGGCUGCAUAAAGCGUCCACUCCGGAAAAUCUUAGGAACGAAUAUACCAAGAUUUCGGGAGUUGGAAUCAAUCCUGUCGGAAAUCGAGCUGUGCGUCAAUCUGAGACCAAUAACAGCGCUUCCAUCCAGUGAGUGUGAGGUCAGAGCACUGUGCCCAGCGGAUCUGGUGAAUGGAUACAACGCAAGAGCCAGGUUCCCAGAUACUUCGAUGGUCAACUUGAAAGUCAGCGACCGGGACAUGCCGAUAAUUAUGUCGAAAGCGUGGAAACGCCAAGAGGCCGUCAUGAAGGCGUUCUGGAAAAGAUUCCGACUCGAGUACUUGGGUCAGUUGAGGAACGCAGUUGAAACCAAACCAACAUCUCCGAAUGAGCUCAAUGUGGGCGACGUGUGCCUGAUGGCAGACCCGAGUCCGUCGCGUGGGUUCUGGCCGCUCUGCAGAGUAGUCAACGUGUUCGGUGGCGAGAGAACAGAUCUCAGAAAACGAUCAUGCAUGGUCAUGAGAGGAGACAGGAAGAUUCUCAAGCGCCCAAUCCACUCAAUAUAUCCAUUGGGAAUUGGCCAAGCUGAAGAAGCCAGCAAUGUUCUAUAG